AAGGAAUAAAACUUUUCUUUGAAAAAAAUUAAAAACUUCACAUACCACCGAAGGUAAAUCUGAUGUGGCGUAAUCUAAUUGGAUCGAUGAUGCUACAACUUCCACGUAAUACUCAUCAGAAAAAUCAGAGCAAAACGAAACUACCUCGUAGGUUUCUUUCCGAUCUUUGACCUCUUGUCGCUUUGUUCUCGUAUUUAUACGUACAAAAAAAAUUUGGGAUGAAUAAGAUCUCUCCGGUUGUCCGUUUCUUUCCGAUUGUUCUUGUUCUUCUCUGAUCAAUUUCUUUACUCUAGAUUUCUUUUUUGUUUUUUUUUUUUUGUUUUUAGAUUGAAUUAACUAUUAUGGUAGAUGGGAUUGUAAAUUAUGGUGAUAAUUUAGCUAUGGAGGUGGUGGGGGAGGAGCAGGAUCAGAUGAUCUCGUGGGAUGAUAUUAUUAAUUCCCCUCAGGAUUUGAUUCUGGAUUUGGGUUUUCUCGAAGUGGAUAGCCCUGAAUCCACCACCACCACCACCUCCUCGUCAUCACCGACGGCCGCGGAGGCGGCGGCGGUACCACCAUCGGAGUUGGGUGCUUCUUUUUCAAUCGAUCAGAUUGAGGAUUUCCUGUUUAACGACGUCGACCAUGAUGAUUAUGGCACGGCCACCGCCGCCGACGACUUUUUGUCUGACUUACUCCUUGAUUCGCCUCUUCCGUCGUCCACGACCACCACCGCCACCAAUUCUGAUCACGAAGAUAACAAUCGCUCUUCGUCCCCUGAUAUUGUUAGCCUCCAGCAGCACCAUAGUCCUUCCCCUCCUCCUCCACUUUUUGACCAUUCUCAGUCGCCACAGCUGGAAGUUCCCCUUAAGGACUCUCCUUCUCCACCGCAGGAAGGGUCUCAACAAGGUAGUCCUCGUCAGCCGGAGGGAGAGAACGAGGAGGACGAGCAAGAUGCUGAUGAUCCAAUCUCCAAGAAACGCAAAAGGCAAAUAAGGAAUAGGGAUGCUGCUGUUCGUUCGCGAGAAAGGAAGAAGAUGUAUGUAAGGGAUCUUGAGAUGAAGAGUAGGUUUUAUGAAUCAGAAUGCAGGAGGUUGGGCAUGUUGCUUCAGUGCUAUGUUGCUGAGAAUCACGCUCUUCGCCUUUCGUUGCAUAGUAGUAAUAGUAGCCAGGCCUUUGGUGCUUCCACAACCAGGCAGGAGUCUGCUGUGCUCUUGUUGGGUGAGCAGUGCAGCCUUCUACUUUUUUGACAUUUUGGGUUCUUCCUGGUUUUUAUUUUUCUUGCAGUUAUACUGCUCUAUUUGCUGCACAUUACUUUUCUUUAUCUGCCCACUUCUUGAGAAACGACGUUGUUUGUUAAUGUAGAUAUUUGCCGUACAUUACUGUUCUUGAGAAACGACUUUAUUUGUUAAUGUAGAUGCGAACAAUUUGACAUAUGAUCCAUGGUUGCAGAAAGGCUGUGUGCCGCACACUACUUUUCUUUAUCUGCUUAGUUCUUGAGAAACCAUUUUAUUUGUUUAUGUAGAUGCGAACAAUUUUUGACAUAUGACCAUAGUGGCAGAAAUGCUUUGUGAUUGCAUGGUUGUGUUCUGCUAUGUAUAAAUUUUGAGGGAAAAUGGCUUCAAAAUGAAUUUUUGGAGUUGAUUGUACUGACCUUUGUUUGUGAUUGUCUACCAUGUUGGAAUUUUUUUGAGUUUUGUGUAAUUGUUCUGUGUCCUAAACAUAUCCCAACCCAAUUAUACCUUGCUUCCUUUGUCUAUUGAGUUUUAAUUUGGAUGCUCUUCUCCUUUGUGCGGAUUUUUUUUUCUGUCGCUUAAGCAACUGAUAUUCGCUGGUUCACUUUGUUAAUGGUGGCUUAGUUGUUUUGUUCAUUUCAUAAUUGGGGAAAUGGAUGGAAUUUUUUUUUCCCUUAAGCUAUGUAACAUUCGAGUAUCCAGCUGGGGCAAACAUGUUCACAUUGAGCUCCAUAAGGAUGCUCUCUCUUGUAACAUACUCUUAGUGGAGUUGCUCUGCGCCUACAUUGGUUUCUUGCUCUAUUCAUCAUGUAGCUUUUUAUUGCUGAUGUAUAUGUGGUGCUUUCCCUACAGUUUUAAACUUGAAAAUGUACUAAAAUGUUGGUUGUAAUCUGCAGAAUCCCUGCUGUUGGGUUCCCUGCUUUGGUUCCUGGGAGUCAUCAGCCUGCUAAUUGUCCCCCAACAGCUGCAGUCGGAAGCAGUGCAGAUUGGAAAUGCGGGCGACAAAAAUCGGGAAAGAAACCUGCCUCCAAGAAAGGCAGGAAGUGAUGUAUGGUUCCACCCAUCAUUUAUGAUGAGUAAGAGGUGCCGAGGUUCGCGAAGGAAAAUGAGGUGUUCUUUUGCAGCUGCAGCUUCAGCGACUUUGCUUCGUGACUCGAAGGAGAUGUUGUUGAUCUUCUGAAAAGUUGUCGGUAACUAGUUUCGACUGUAGUGACAGUGGUGAGGAAUAGUUGGUGUUUUAGGCUAGCUAUUGACUCAUCCCGGGUAGAUAUGUAUCUGUCAUUGUUGAAGGCUGAGGGGUGUUAAUUUGGUGGAUGUGGGGGUGUAAUUCUCUUUCUUGUGUUUUUGACAGUAGAAGAAACUCCUUUUUAAGUAGUUGCAUGUUGGUUUAAGUGUUUUUUUUUUCUUUUUAUUCAUUCAUAUGGAGGUUGUCGCUUAACUGAUAGUUAAUGAUGAACUUAAUGUUUUAUUAAUUGAGCUAAGGUAAUUUGGUUGUGUUUAUUCAUAGUUCGUCGCAAAUCAAAAUCUUGUUCGUUAAACAAAAGAAGUUUAGGAACGGAUUGCCAACUUAUUAAUCUUUUUGGGUUGAACUCAUGUGUAAUAUUGUGGCAAACAUUUUCACUUGGAAGUGGAAGGUGAAAACUACUCUUUUUCUUUUUAAUAUGAUUAUUAUAUUGAAAAUGAUUUGCCGGCAAAUUAUAUAGUGGACCGUGGUCCAAUAAGCUUUGUGCAUCUAAAAUGUAAGUGUUACACACGCAGUGGAAUUGUAGAACAAGCUUUGUGCACUUAAAAUGUGAGUGUCAGACACGCAGUGGAAUUGUAGGUGGUUGUGAUUUUAUAUUUUUUAUUUAUUUUACAUAAUAUUUAUCUAAUUUUU
Molecule: messenger RNA, 3084 nt
Organism: Oldenlandia corymbosa var. corymbosa
Lineage: Eukaryota; Viridiplantae; Streptophyta; Magnoliopsida; Gentianales; Rubiaceae
Source: the annotation of a GenBank genome assembly